Closterium sp. NIES-65 is the source of this 1182-nucleotide messenger RNA. NCBI's taxonomy places the organism in Eukaryota, Viridiplantae, Streptophyta, Zygnematophyceae, Desmidiales, Closteriaceae. The record is from the annotation of a GenBank genome assembly.
AUGCCCCUGGCAUAUUGUUCCUCGUCUGCAGUUCCCGGGUUCAAUUCAUCUACUGUAUUCUGCCAUCACCACGCUUGUAGCACUGCUGUGGUGGAUGGGUGUGACCCUCAUACAAGUCAGAGCAUGGGUGCAUCAGCAGGGCUUGGCUGUGAUGGCUGGGCUGAUGAAGCUGAAGAGUGCCAGCAAGGGCCUCGUGGUAUGCUGUGUGCUCUGCUCUCUAACCGUGCAGCUUUGCUUCUCUGCCAGUCUUUCAUCUCCCUCCCUGUCCCCUCUUCCCAUGGGCUCUCCCUCCCUUUUGUGCGCACUCAUCUCCCCCAUGCUGCUGCUCGUCUCCCUCCCUUGUCUCAACUCUGCAGGCUUAUCACUUUGCUAAACCUCUCCCCCCCUUCCUUUUCAGCUCUCGCCCACCUUUCGUUUGUGCCCUUACGCAUGUUUCUCAUGCUGCUGCAUUGCUCUUCCGUCCCUCAUCCUCUGCUCUCCUCCACUUCCGUCAUCCCUCUUCCCUUCCUCGGCUUGUCCACCGUGCUGCAGCCACGUGGAAUCUUACCUUGGCUGCACAGUUCCAUGAAGCAUGUCAGUUCUAGGGUUGCAAAACGGGGUAAUGUUGUCAUUACUGUCAUUUUGAGGAUGGUUGGAACACAAGAGGCGAUGGAGAUGAGAAUAGGGGCGUUGGGCGUGCUGGUGGAAGAGACAAGGAGGGCGUUAGAGGAGGCUGAUAAGAAAAAUGCAGAGAACUUGAGAGAGCUGCGCGGAAAGGUGCAAGAGACAAGGCGGGCGUUAGAGGAGGCUGAUAAGAAAAAUGCAGAGAGCUUGAGAGAGCUGCGCGGACAGGUGGAAGAGACAAGGCGGGCAUUAGAGGUGGCUGAUAGGAGAAAGGCAGAGAACUUGAGAGAGCUGCGCGGACAGGUGGAAGAGACAAGGAGGGCGUUAGAGGAGGCUGGUAGGAGAAAGGCAGAGAACUUGAGAGAGCUGCGCGGACAGGUGGAAGAGACAAGAAGGGCGUUAGAGGAGGCUGAUAAGAAACGAGUGGUGGACAAGAGGGAGAUGAGAUUGCAGGUGGAGGACAGGGAGCGAGAGCUGAUUGCGAAGUUGGCAGCUGUGAAGGGAGCGCUGACUACUGAGAGUGAAGGAGUGAAGGCAACGGGUGUGAAGUAUGUGGGUGGGCAUGCAUGGGAGCAGUGA